This is a messenger RNA of Polistes dominula (European paper wasp), 690 nucleotides long. RefSeq lists its product as uncharacterized. NCBI's taxonomy places the organism in Eukaryota, Metazoa, Arthropoda, Insecta, Hymenoptera, Vespidae. The record is from RefSeq and is a predicted model, not a curated record.
UUGACAUGAUUGUUUGGACUUGGUUGAUUUUCCAAAGAAUAAUUUAUUGCAUAGUUUGGAUUUAUUGGAAUAAUGAAACUGAAUAUCGUGACGCAAUUUAUCCUUGGUGGCAACGAGUUUGGUCAUUGUAUUAUCCACCACCAAUGCAACCACCGGUUCUCUCUGCCGGCCUCAUUAGCUGGAUCAUUUCAAUGUUCUUAUCAGUUUUGGGGUUAGGUUGUGCCAUUUCUACGAGUCGUGUCAAGGAAAUUUGUAAUGAUUUUUCAAUCGUUCUACAAGAUUCGUUUAUUAUGGUAAAAAAUUAUAUCGAACAUCUGAUGAAAAGGUUACGUGAGGUUGCAUUAUCCAGUGAAAGCGACAAAUCGUCUUGUGAUGGUGCUGACGAAAGUGAUAUUAGUUCCUUAUGUGAAGAUUUUCGUUCGGAAAUAUCGAGUGAGAUCAAACAAACAAAACGUCAACAGGUAUAUCCGAUUUGUUAUGGAACAAAUUGGGCACCCAAGCCGAAUUUUAUAAAUUUUGGGAAAGAGGCACAGAGAAAAGCUUCGAUGAAAUCUGUGCAUACUGUAACUGGUGCUACGGAAACUCAACGGGCAGAACAAUUUUCUCCGAAAUGUCACAAACGUGGCUGUCAAACAGCGAUUCCGACCAAUUCUAGUGACAAAUCAAGCGGAUAUUAAAAAUUUUAUAUAU